This is a messenger RNA of Monascus purpureus, 2517 nucleotides long. The record is from the annotation of a GenBank genome assembly. NCBI's taxonomy places the organism in Eukaryota, Fungi, Ascomycota, Eurotiomycetes, Eurotiales, Aspergillaceae.
CUUCUGCCUGCGAACAGCGGACGGUCAUAUCUGUUCGAACACGGCUGACACGCCUUCUUUUUGACUCUGUUCACUAUGGCAGAUGUCCACCAGCUAGUCCCAGAACAGCGCGUGCGGAAGAGACGCCGGCGUACUGUGGCCUGUACGCAAUGCCGUAGUCGGAAGCUCCGCUGCGACCGAGAGUAUCCCGCGUGUGGACGCUGUGUCAAGAGCAGGACUCCAGACAAAUGCACCUACGAAGACGGCAUUCUAUGGCAGCAACCAAGCACGGUUUCGUCGACGGCUUUCAAUCCCGAUCGACACGAUAAUAAUAACAGCAGCCGUGAUAAUAAUAAUAACGUUAUCCCGAAGCUACUUCCCCGAGUGGUUGAUGCGAGUCCCAGCCCGGAUUCGGGGUUAAGGCCCCUGUUAACGUCCGCGGACGCGCGCCCGCCGCUCGACCUCGCCCACGCCCAGGAAGCGGACAACGCUCAACAGCACCAGGCAUUUCGGUCCGUGCCGCUGGAGAAGAAAGACCACUUCCUCGAGACCGUCCUGGGUGCCCCGAAAACCGAUGAGCCCUUUGUCCCCGCCGAAGUCGUUCAACGCUCCCAGUAUCCCGAGCGUUCGCGCGGCACUCAGUCGUAUCUCGUCGAUUACGAUGAUGAUGGCAGGUUUGCCUCUCCAUCUCAGCAGCUGGACAUCCUGCCCCGGAUCAUGAUGAGGGGCAAGGAAACCCGGACGCGUUUCAACGGUGCGGGCAUUCUUGCGAAUUUGGUGGCCCAGUUCUCCGACCUUCGACAAUUUGCCGAAGAGCUGAAAGUAUCUUACCCCAACUUCGCACAGCUGCGUCCCGAGUUUGAUAAGCUCAAGAGGGGUCUUUACAAGAACAACUUGGGGGAACAUAUCCAUGAGCCGGACACGAUGACCUUGAUCGAAAUACUGCCUUCUCGGCGUGUCGUGGACGAGUUGGUUCGUUUGUACAUGACCUACGUAGAGUCUGUCCACCGCAUUCUCCAUGUCCCCUCCUUUCUCCGCGAGCUUGAGCAUUUCUGGGAACGCAGGGAGAAUCCCAACAUGGUCUCCCCUGCUUUCGUUGUGCAGUUACUCCUGGUCCUGGCCUGCGCGUGGAAUCUAGCCGAUCCCGAUCUCCUUCAGUACAAGAACGAGGGCAGACUGAAGUGCUUCACUGCAGUGAAGUGGAUUGUGAUGGCAGAGAAAUGGAUCCAGAAUGCUCACAUCAAACGGCCAGAGAUCACCGGUUUCCGGAUCUACUGCCUACUGAUCAUUGCACAGAACAGCCAAGGCAUGAAGCGCAGUAAGGCAUGGCUGGCAACCGGGACACUGGUCAAGCAAGCCAUGCUGGCUGGGUAUCAUCGUGACCCGGCUAAAUACAGUCGAAUCUCUCCAUUUAAUAAAGAAAUGCGAAGACGGUUAUGGGUGGCGAUUGUGGAGCUCGAUCUACAGGUGGCCCUCGAUCGGGGGCUGCCGCCUUCGGUGCAAAUAUCGGAUUACGACAGCGCCCCAGCAUUGAAUAUAAACGAUGACGAGAUCAGCGAGGCUACCGUCGAGCUUCCCACCGAAAAGUCCUUAGACCAAGUAACCGAUUCAUCUUUCCGUGCGGUUUUGACUCGAUCUCUCCCGGUGCGGUUAAGACUGUGUGCGAUGAUGCACUCUCCUCGGAUUACGUGCAGUUACGAGGAGAUCAUGCGCAUCGACUGGGAAUUGAACAAACACCUCUCUCAGAUCCCGGAUUGGAAAACCUCGGAAGCUUGGGACCCAGAAACACGGCAAAAAGUAAUCUUGUGGAAGGCACUUCUAGAGAAUAUAAUGAACCAGAACUUUUUGUCUCUACAUACACCGUUUGCUAUUGAGACCCCAAGGGAACCUCUGUUCACCCCGUCUGCCAGGGCACGUCUUGAGGUGGCCACCACACUGCUUUCCACGCAACGGCGAUUACACGGGAUGUCGAAACAGUUGUCCCUAUGUAACCUUGGAGACUGGACUACCCAGGCAAUAGCUACAGUCUGCCAUGUCCUGUAUUCAAGCGACGGCGAAUGCGUUCCAACCCUCACUCGGACCCUGCCAGGGUUUGCCGAAUCUUUGCUCUCGCUCGUGGAAGUUGUCUUACUGUCUUUGGAAGGCCGACUUCUCCUUGUGUCCAAAGGUGCCAAAGAGUAUUUCUACACGUCCACCAUUCUGGCCAUGGCUAAGACGAAAUUGUGGCCGGAUCAGGCAGCUAUUUACAGGCAGCAGGUUGUCGACCGACUCUUGGCAUUAGCGCAAGCUCUUUUCCAGCGUCACGCCUGUUGCUCCCAUCUGGGCGACUCUGCUGUGGGUGUAUUGAGAACGAACCAGGUUAUCGGAUCAUCCAUGGUUCCAGGAUCGGCUGCUCCGUCGGCUCCCGUCUUUGAUGCAGCUAUGCAGCAAGUGAGCUUUACUACGCCCCAUACGACCGAAUUCGACCCAUUUCUCGAUGUCUUUGACUGGGAGGAUUUGACAGGGAUUGCCUUUGGGGAUAACACAGAGUUCCUCUAG